CAGCCGUUACUAUAAAACGGUACCUAUAUAUACAUGCCAUCAAGUAGUAUCUUCUCUUCAUUCCGCAACCAAGAGAAACAAUGGCUUGCAGUCGAGACAUAUUCCUAUCUGCCACCUUCGCCGUCCUGUCAAUCCUAUCACUCCCAAGGGCGACGCACGGCUGGGCGAACGGCGGCGCAACGUGGUACGGCGGCCCUAACGGCGACGGCAGCGAAGGUGGCGCGUGUGGUUAUAAAAGCGAUGUCGGCCAGGACCCGUUCUCGUCGUUGAUCGCCGCCGGCGGAGUGGGCAUCUUCAAGAACGGCAAAGGCUGCGGUUCAUGCUAUCAGGUCAGGUGCAAAGAGAACCCGGAAUGCUCCGGCAAGCACGUGACCGUCGUCAUCACCGACCAGUGCCCCGACGCGCAGUGUCAGAAGAGGCCGCACUUCGACAUGAGCGGCACCGCCUUCGGCGCCAUGGCCAAGCCCGGGAUGGCCGAUAAACUGCGUAACGCCGGAGUCCUCAAUAUCGAAUUCGAGAGGUCAAAAACGCAUUCGAGUUUUGUUUUACAGAUCGAUCUCGUCCGAUUAACGUUCUGCACAUGCACGGUGCCGUGCAAGUACCAUGGCAAGAAGAUUAGCUUCAAGAUGGACUCGGGCGCCAACCCAUUCUACCUCGCCAUGCUGGUCGAAUACGAGGCCGGCGACGGAGACCUUAACUCCGUGGAAGUCAUGGAGGCCGGCGGCAAAAAAGGCUACGCCAAGUGGGAAAAGAUGCGGCAGUCGUGGGGCGCCCUGUGGUGCAUGGAGUCCAAGACCGGGAAGCCUCUGGAAGCCCCAUUCUCCUUCCGGCUCACCUCGAGUUCCGGCAAGGUGCUCGUCGCCAAUAAUGUCGUCCCCGCCGGGUGGAAUGCUGGGAAGUGCUACGAGUCCAAGGUGAACUACCCCGCCUGAAGGCCUGCUUGGUGGCGGAACCAGGACUCUUUGGAGCGUGGACAAGCCACAGGUCAAAUAAAUGGUGAACAACCGAUAUGAGUACCUAACAAAUGGUCAACAAUUCGUGAUGCGCAAUCGGAUAGAUAUAUUUCAUCAUGUAACUAUGAGUACAAAAUUUGAAACUCUGAGAUCUGUUGGAAAUUAGCACUCACUUAACGUAAAAUCUGCAUGUAUAGUUUUAUCACCAUUUUGUAUAGUAUUAAUUCAAAGAUCGUUGGAUAACGUGGAAGAAAAUGUAUGCAUCAACAUA
Messenger RNA from Aegilops tauschii subsp. strangulata, 1224 nucleotides. The record is from RefSeq and is a predicted model, not a curated record. NCBI's taxonomy places the organism in Eukaryota, Viridiplantae, Streptophyta, Magnoliopsida, Poales, Poaceae.